This is a messenger RNA of Metarhizium album ARSEF 1941, 1137 nucleotides long. RefSeq names its product phosphotransferase enzyme family protein. The transcript is spliced from 3 exons. The record is from RefSeq and is a predicted model, not a curated record. NCBI's taxonomy places the organism in Eukaryota, Fungi, Ascomycota, Sordariomycetes, Hypocreales, Clavicipitaceae. The coding region runs from base 1 to 1137 and encodes 378 amino acids.
AUGCGACCAUGCCUGGCCGUCUCCGCACAAAGCAAACUAGAGAGCGAGAUUGCUACCAUGUCACUUGUAGCAGAAAGAACGACGAUUCCCGUUCCCAACAUUAUUGCGUAUUCACUAGCCGAAACGUCCGAUCCUUUGUCAACAUACAUUAUUAUGGAGUACGUUGACGGCGGGACUCUUUCCAUACAAAGGCUGCAGAGUGCUACGGCCGCGCAGAGGGACAACUUGUACAAAUCCCUGGCUCAAGUCUACAUACAGCUCAGGCGACUGGAAUUUCCCGCCAUUGGAAGGCUCGCUUCAAGUCCUCGAGGGUUUCAAGUAUGCCGAAGAGCCUUGACUAUAGACGUGAAUGGCCUGCAGAUCGAGGGGCUUAACCCAUUUGCUACACAAGCAUCGUAUCACGCCGGAAAUGACACCCUAGAUUCAGCAAAUGAGUACAUCGCCAUGAGAUUGCAAAUCAGCUGGAACGCCUUUCUAAACAGCAGAAACAACAUUGAACCAGGCAUGGCCGCUAGUGUUCUAUAUCAUCUACAAUUAUUCUGUAAACAUGUCGAGAAGUGGAAAGAUGCCACGCUCGAUCGAGGUCCCUUUGUCUUGGCCCAUGGCGACCUGGGACCGCAGAAUCUGAUAGUCGAUGACAGCUUAGAAAUCCGGGCCGUCAUUGAUUGGGAAUGGAGCCGCGUGAUACCCCUUCAACUUUUCACGCCCCCGCUAUGGCUGACGGGUCGAGACAACCGUUUCGUCACUGCACCCAAGUCAUAUAAAUUCUAUCUGACGAUUGCCUUGUCGCAUUUCCUCGAAGCCGUCAAGACACAAGAGCUGAGCACGUUUAACCAAGAUCGGCUCUUUCAGGAGUGGACCUCGAGAAAGGACAAUGCCGAGCCCCUUGUGGCCAAUGCAUUAGAGAACUGGACUGAUAUUGACUGGUUCGCCUACUUAUAUCUAAGCCGGGGAGACGAUGACAAGUUAGAGGAGGAAGUCAGAUCCUUUAUUGAAGCUGACCCUAUUCGGAGCCUCAUCACUCGCAUGAAAGAGGACGAUGCUGCCGCAUACGCGGAGGGGAUGCCUCCGCAUAGAAAUGAGAAAGCGUGCCACGAUGCACCUCGAGCUCAACUGAUGAUACUGUACGACCUGUAA